Molecule: messenger RNA, 1731 nt
Organism: Phragmites australis (common reed)
Lineage: Eukaryota; Viridiplantae; Streptophyta; Magnoliopsida; Poales; Poaceae
Product: RING-H2 finger protein ATL58-like
Exons: 3
Coding region: 803-1492 (229 amino acids)
Source: RefSeq, a predicted model, not a curated record
ACUAGUAAUGAGCUUGUCUUCUGUUCCCUUCACGUCUCCUCCCCGCAGCUGACCCGGGAUCUGCGCCGCCCCCACCGACCGCCGCUUCUCGCCGCCCCUCACGGUUCCUUCUCAUACUUGCUCUUAUCCCCCUCCUCCCAAGCUGCCUAGCCCUGAUCCCGGUUGCUCCGUCCGCGCUGAAUCACGAUCCGUUCAUACUCCUUUCUUGCCGAGUAGGCAUCCGAUUCGGGGCCGAAUGCCGCUAGCUAGCUCCUGGGAGCUCCCUUCGCCUUGGCUCUUGCAGUCUUAGGUACAGAUGUCCGGUUCUUGUUGCUGUCCAGUGUGCCCCCUCCUGUUCUUUCUCUCUGGCCCCUAUAGAUUUCGCGAGCAAUUAGCUACCUUUGAUUCGCCGAGGUAUUGUUUAUUUGACUAUAGAAAGGCUCCUAGACACUAGUCAGAAUCCACUGCCAGUGGUGGCAUCACUUCUUGUGGUAUUUGGUGGCUACGACCCUGUCAUUAGCGCUUAUUCUUGUUUAGUUGACCUUACCCCCUUUUGCUUUCGCCUGCUGGUAUUCACUGAUUUACUUGUAUAGUUGUUCUAGUUUGGGGAAAUAGGACCUGUUCUUGGCUUCUUGUCCGUGUUCUGCCCACAGUAAGUUGUUGCCGUUGGAUUCAUUGGUAUCCAUUUAUCUGUCUUGGUUCAUCUCUCCCAAGUGGUCACCAAUCACCUUUGUGUUGUUUUACCUCACUAGGAUAAAUAAGGUUUGGCCAAAAAAGGUCAAUCGCGUUGGUUCCUUCACCAUUAGUACAUUUUGGUUUGGUGAUGUCUUGCACCUCUCCAGAUCCACCGGACUACUGCUUGGCCGAAUCGCCUGAGCUUAAGCUGUACCAAGCCUUCAUCUUCUCGGUGCCUGUCUUCUUUACAUUAGUCUCGCUUCUCUUCUUCUACUUGUUCUACUUGAGGCGGCGCAGGGCGAAUUGGGAGUCCUUGCAGAUGAGGGCAAAUAAUCUGAUACGGGGAGAUAACCCUAGAUCGCAGUGUGGUCUAAAGAAGGAGAUGCGGGAAAUGUUGCCGGUGGUCAUCUUCAAGGAGAGCUUCUUGAUCAGGGAGACACAGUGCUCUGUCUGCCUAGCAGACUAUCAACCCGAUGAGCAGCUCCAGAGAAUACCUCCUUGUGGCCAUACAUUUCAUAUCGAUUGCAUCGACCACUGGCUCUCUACAAACACCACCUGCCCCCUUUGUCGAGUAUCGCUUCUUCCAGCCCCCAAAUCAACCAGCAUUGAUCCAGAUCUGGAAGCACAAGUUGCCGAAGAGGAGUCUCUGAAUGUACAGCAUCAGGAGGGCCUUGUUAACGACAACACACUACAGCAAGAUCAGGCACCCGAACAAGGUGGAACCGAACUGCAGAGUGAUGCGGGCGAAUCUUUGACGGUCAGGGAGGUCGCUGUGCCUCAAGCUGACGUUGAGGGGUCACCAAGCACAACCUUCCGGCCCGGUAAAGCGAAGAAAUAAGGACGACCAUUGAUUUCCACUUUGGUAACCCUGUAUGUUCAGCUGCUCAGAAGGAUAAACAGGAGGCACAUAAAGAUCUUCACUAAUGUUGUAACCAAUUUUCAUGAUAAAGAGAAGGCCCAACCUUGGUAGAAAUUGUUAUUAGCUCAUAGAACUGUGUUUCAAAAAAGAAAAGAAAAUAGAACUGUGUUUCAAAAAAGAAAAGAAAAUAGAAAUAAAGGAGCGAGCUUUGUUUCUCA